CUCUAGCGUCGCAAAGGUGUUGCGACAUGACCCUGCGCUCCCAACGCUCCAUUUACAUAGCACUUGUUGCGUUGCGUUUAAUAUUUAGCCUUUUACCAAGUUAUAUCCAACCGGAUGAAUAUUUUCAAUCGCCGGAAAUCACAGCUGGGUGGGCAUUCGAUCUAGAAAUCUUUACUCCUUGGGAAUUCAAUCCUACCUUUCCAGCUCGUUCCAUACUUCCACCCUUAAUUACUACUGGUAUCCCGUUCUAUAUUUACAAAUUCGUGCUGCGAUUGACGUAUGGUGGUUUGGAUCAAGAUUUUGUGAGCGGAAGGCAUCUCUAUAUCUUGGAGCGACUGUCUUUCUUUUUCAUGUCAUUCAUCCUCGAUCUCUGUAUAUUGAAAUUAUGUCGGCUAUGCAAAAUCAGUGCCUUGAGGUCUCUCAUUGUACUUUCAAGUUCUUAUGUUAUGCUCACCUAUCAGUGCCAUUCGUUCUCAAAUUCCAUAGAAGCGUUAGUCCUCGCAGCCUCCAUCACACUACUUUUCGUAUCAUACCCCCUUGAUGAGAAAGCAAAUCCCUCGAAACUUGCAUCCUUCGUGCUGGGUAUUUCGCUCGCGUUUGGAUUAUUCACUAGAAUCACAUUUGCCUCAUUCGGCAUUUUCGUUGGAAUUGCAUACCUUUACAUGGCAUGGAACCGAUCCUCCGGUCACAGCUUUCAAACAUUUCUAUUCAAUCUAUUUCCCUUUACACUGGGUCUGACCUUAAGCAUUGCGACGUUCACCGUGGUUGACUCUAUCUACUUUGGAAGUUUGAAGGUCUUGUUGCAGGGCUCACAAGACAUUACAUUUGAUUUGCUAAAAGCCGCAAUUGACCCUACUCUUUGGUCCAAGGGAAAACUUACAAGCACUAUAUUCAACAACAUUAUAUAUAAUGUAGACAAAGACAACCUAGAGCUACACGGGUUGCACCCAUUCUACUUGCAUGCUGUCGUGAAUGUGCCGCUACUCUUUGGUCCGAUCGGAUUGUGGGCAUACUACAAACUAUUUACGAUCAGAGGUCUGCCAGGGAAAAUGGAUAUGGUCGACAUGGUUAUGGUGGCAUCGAUGUCUACAGGCUUGUUGUGUCUUAGUGCUUUCCAACACCAGGAACCAAGAUUCCUCUCCCCCAUGUUACUUCCUGCCGUCUUCUUAUUCACCCGACACACUCAAAGACUUUCGCGCACUUUCUGGAUCAUUUGGACUUUGUUCAACCUAGUGUUGGCCAUCGUGUUUGGAUUGAUUCAUCAGGGAGGAGUCGUGCCUGCUGUCAUACAUGUUGGGGAACAGAGUAAAUAUAUUGAUGGAUGUGACCUUACUUUCGGUGCCUACGCCAUCUGUGAAUCUGCUUCUGAAGACACCAGCAAUAUUACAACGUUAUCAGCUGGAAACCUAUCACUGGUCACCAACUUGGUAUUUUACAAAACCUUCAUGCCUCCCAGGCAUCUAAUAGCUUACCCACAUCACUGGCGAGACUCAGCAAACAUUGUUAUCAAUGUGAUUGAUCUUGCUGGAGGGCCGAUCGACAAAGUCACUUCAGUCCUGGAGUCUCAGACGUACAUACCUAGAGCAUGGAUCCCUGAGGAUACAUCCAAAUCUGUAUUCGUCUACAAACCGAGCACCUACGCAUUCGAAAGGACUUUGCUUAUCAUGCCAGGCACAGCCAAACCGCCAGUAGAAAACCAUCGUCUGCAGCGAGUAGCGCAAUUCUGGCCCCACGUUAAUUUCGACGAUAUUGACAAAGUCAUUGGGGCUCCCUCGUGGGAGGCCAUCAGCUUGAGCGUCUAUCUCCUAGUGUCUCCCCGACAUGCAUAAGAACCACCAAAAGCUGAGGUUGCAACAGAGAUCAUAUCUGCGCAUUAAUAUUUAUAAUAGAUUUCUUUUUCUCUUUUUUUUUUUGGGCUUCCUUUGUAAUGUACCACAGGGGAUAAAAAAAUAAUAUGGCGGCUCAAGUUAGUUGCCAACCGAUAAAGUGGGA
Umbelopsis ramanniana AG is the source of this 1992-nucleotide messenger RNA. RefSeq lists its product as uncharacterized. Gene Ontology annotation, biological process: GPI anchor biosynthetic process. Bases 27 to 1829 code for a protein of 600 amino acids. Gene Ontology annotation, cellular component: endoplasmic reticulum membrane. The transcript has 12 exons. Gene Ontology annotation, molecular function: alpha-1,2-mannosyltransferase activity. The record is from RefSeq and is a predicted model, not a curated record. NCBI's taxonomy places the organism in Eukaryota, Fungi, Mucoromycota, Umbelopsidomycetes, Umbelopsidales, Umbelopsidaceae.